This is a messenger RNA of Cololabis saira (Pacific saury), 2776 nucleotides long. RefSeq names its product calpain-1 catalytic subunit-like. Gene Ontology annotation, biological process: proteolysis. The record is from RefSeq and is a predicted model, not a curated record. Gene Ontology annotation, molecular function: calcium-dependent cysteine-type endopeptidase activity; calcium ion binding. Bases 90 to 2198 code for a protein of 702 amino acids. Gene Ontology annotation, cellular component: cytoplasm. The transcript is spliced from 22 exons. Lineage: Eukaryota; Metazoa; Chordata; Actinopteri; Beloniformes; Belonidae.
CAUCUCCUUCCUCAGCAUCCACACCAGAACCAGACGCGGACCAGGACUCCACUGAGCGGAACUCGGGAUACAGCAGGUUUCAGGUCACAAUGUCUGGCGGGCUGUCAGAGCGGAUCCAGAAGGAGCGGGACCGAGCUGGCGGUCUGGGCUCAGUCCAACAGGCUGUACGCUACCUGAACCAGGACUUCCAGAACCUGAAGGAAGAGUGUCUUCUUAACAGCACCCUGUUCGAGGACCCAGCAUUCCCUGCAGAAUCCACCUCGCUGGGGUUUAAGGAACUUGGGCCGCUCUCAUCCAAAACCCAAGGGGUGGAGUGGAAGAGACCCACGGAGCUGACACCAGACCCUCAGUUCAUUGUGGGCGGAGCCACCAGGACAGACAUUUGUCAGGGAGCACUGGGAGACUGCUGGCUGCUGGCCGCGAUCGGCUCUCUGACUCUGAACGAAAGGCUGCUGCACCGUGUGGUUCCUCAUGGCCAGACCUUCAACCCCCAGUACGCCGGUAUCUUCCACUUCCAGUUCUGGCAGUUUGGUGAGUGGGUGGACAUCGUGAUUGAUGACCGGCUGCCGGUCAAAGAUGGAGAGCUGAUGUUCGUCCACUCGGCGGAAGGCAGUGAGUUCUGGAGCGCGCUGCUGGAGAAAGCCUAUGCCAAGUUGAACGGAUCGUAUGAGGCGUUGUCUGGCGGCAGCACCACUGAAGGCUUCGAGGACUUCACGGGGGGCGUGUCGGAGAUGUACGAGCUGAAGAAAGCUCCCAGAGAUCUUCACCGUAUCAUCACCAAAGCUCUGGAGCGUGGAUCACUGCUGGGAUGCUCCAUAGAUAUCACCAGUGCCUUCGACAUGGAGGCCAUCACCUUCAAGAAGCUGGUGAAGGGCCACGCCUACUCCGUGACUGGCCUCAGACAGGUGGAGUACCGUGGCCGGAAGGAGCGUCUGAUCCGGAUCAGGAACCCCUGGGGUCAGGUGGAAUGGACCGGAGCCUGGAGCGACAGCUCCUCGGAGUGGAACAACAUCGAUUCUGCAGAGAAGGACGAUAUGCUGUGUAAGAUGGAGGAUGGAGAGUUCUGGAUGUCUUUCCAGGAGUUUCUGCGUCAGUUCUCACGGCUGGAGAUCUGCAAUCUGACCCCAGACGCUCUGAGUCAGGAGUCCACCAGCUUCUGGACCACCGCCACGUUUGAGGGCAGCUGGAGGAGGGGCAGCACCGCUGGGGGCUGCAGGAACCACCCCAACACAUUCUGGAUCAACCCUCAGUACAAGAUCUCUCUGCUAGAGGAAGAUGACGACCCAGAGGAUGAUGAGGCCGCCUGCAGCUUCCUGGUGGCUCUGAUGCAGAAGGACCGCCGCCGCUUCCGCCGCCAGGGCCAGGACAUGCACACCAUCGGCUUCGCCAUCUACGAGAUACCUGAGGAGUACCGAGGUGCUCCUAGCAUCCACAUGAAGAAGGACUUCUUCCUGCGCCAGUCUUCCUGCGCUCGCUCUGACAGCUUCAUCAACCUACGAGAGGUGAGCACCAGGCUCCGCCUCCCGCCGGGCGAGUACCUGAUCGUCCCGUCCACCUUCGAACCCUCGAGGGAGGCAGAUUUUGUCCUGAGGGUCUUCACCGAGAAGCAGAGUGAAACUGAGGACAUGGACAACAACGUGGUGGCAAACAUGGACGAAGAGGAGGAAGUCUCAGAGAGCGACAUCGACGACUCCUUCAGGUCCAUGUUCGCCCAGCUGUCCGGAAACGACAUGGAGAUCUCAGUGCCGGAGCUCCGGACCAUCCUCAACAGAGUCGUGUCCAAGCACAGAGAUCUUCAGACCGACGGCUUCAGCCUGGAGUCCUGCAGAGCCAUGGUCUGCCUCAUGGAUAAAGACGGCAGCGCUCGGCUCGGCCUGCUGGAGUUUCAGGUCCUUUGGAACAAGAUCAGGAAGUGGCUGGGAAUCUUCAGAGAGUUUGAUCUGGACAAGUCCGGCAGCAUGAACUCGUACGAGAUGCGUCUUGCGAUGGAAAACGGCGGCUUCAAACUCAACAACAAGCUCUACCAGAUGCUGGUUGCCCGAUACGCCGACAACGAGAUCAUUGACUUCGACAACUUCAUCUGCUGUCUGGUCAAACUGGAAACCAUGUUCAGAACCUUCCAGGGGCUGGACCAAGACAAGACCGGAACUGUGGAGAUAAACAUCAUGGAGUGGCUGCUGGUGACCAUGUGCAGCUGAAGAAGCACCGGCCCGGUCAGAGCGUCUCCGACGGGACAAACAACAGACAAAUCUUCGGCCCAACCAGACCACUGUUUGUGUUGUGGAUCAGCAGAGUGACAUAGACCGCCGUAUUAAUCACUUCAUAACUCAUAACUUAACAUAACAUACCACUAACGCGUGCUGCAUGUAUGCCAACACACCUGUGCAGGUGCGUGGCAGCAUUCAUUUAAAACAGAAAUAAAGUCACAGAGAGAAUCUGGAUCAGUAGGUCCUAGUUGUGGUUCCAGUCACUGCUGCAUGAAGCCCCUUAAUGCUGAAUAUUUAUGAAGUAAAUCAGAAAACUUGUAUGAACUAUGGAGUCAAUAUUUACUCUCCCAAGUGCUUCAAUAACUGCCUUAUUUUUAAUUAAAGUUGUUUAUUUACCUCAGGACUUCCUUUGAAUAUGAGAAACAAAUAUGGUACUUCACAAUAAAAGCCUGUAUUUAUUCAACUGCAUCAGGUCAUCCGCACAUUUAUUUGUUCUUGAUUCUUUAUUCCCUGGAUCUUUUUAUUUAUUGUUGUUUUUGUGAAAACUACCAAAUAAAAUCUGUUCCAGA